UCAUUUCAUCUCCUUUGUUUAGGUUAAAUAUUAUCUAGAAGAAGAGAAACCCGUCAGUGUCAAAAUUUCCAGAUUGAAUCACGACACUUGGGGAUGAUGGAAUAACGUCGUAAUUCCCAACACUGGAUUACUGUCGUCAAGCAUAUCAUGGAACAAACUUGUAAAAAAUAGUCUUCCCGCACUUGACAACUGGACCAACCUGGUACAGCAAAAAUUCCUCCAGUCCAACAUCUUGGGGAACACAUAAAUCCGAGGUUAUUCCCGACGACGAUCUUCCGCGACGAGAUUAUUCCAGGCUGACGAGGUUGUUCUUCGCAAGAUUUAAUCGUUCACCAGGACCUUUUUUCUGCUGUUGCCAUGGCGUUCUACACUGUGGUGCAGAAUGCCGUCGAUGUUCAAUCAACCUCCUCCGGAAGAUCGAACAACGGCUCUCCAUCACCGAAUUGCUUCCAGGGUUUCUAUAUUAUGCGCCCAGUUACGGAAGAACACGAUGAUAAACGUCGAGGCGAGUCGGACCCUUCUUCCAAGAAAUUGGAGACGAAAAAUGUCGUGUAUGAGGAAGUGUCUCUCGCUUGCUACAUUCCUUGGGCAUCAUUCGAAAAGCCGAAAAUUCUUCUAAGAAUCUUGCAACAGACUUGGAAGGCGAAGAUUGCGGAUUUCGAAAUAAACCCUGAAGGAUAUGCAAUCUGUUCCACGGAUGGAUACUGCAACUUUGACUUGAAAACUUCCGGAGUUGGAGUCUGGUUCGGAAAGGAUCACGUUGCGAAUAUUUCGGAACCCUUGCCCGUUCCGGGCACGAGUGACCGUGCAGAACUGACUGCCAUUCUCUAUGCAAUCAUCGCUGCGAAGGAAGCCGGCUUGAAAAAGCUGCUCAUUCGAGCCGAUUCGACGUACGCAAAGAAUUGCGUCACUGUUUGGAUACCAAUGUGGAAACGCAACAAUUGGCGGGUAAUGACGAGAAAACGUGUCCAGAAUCUAAAUGAAAUCCGAGCCAUUGAUUUAUCUUUCUCGCACAUGGAUGUGGAUUUCAAAUGGGUUCCAAUGGCCGAAAAUCGAGAUGCGGAUCAGCUGGCGAAAGCAGGUGCGGCUGAAUCGUACGGGAGUAAAUAAACCGCUUGUCUCUCCGGAAAAUUCGAAGAAGCACGUCGUUUGGAUUUUGUCAUCUCGUUGAAGAAAAUUGAGUUUUGAACUUUCUCUGCUGUAAAAACCCCAGCAUGAGUUGUAUAAAAGUCACGUUUUCUCGCGAAUCAAAAACGCCAUCUCCUCCAAUUAUGCAACAAUCCAGCUGGGAAAAAAAGAAGGGAUGGGUCUUGAUUUCGUCCUCGUGUAAUAUACUGUACUGGUUAGUGAUUUUUUACAAAAUUUCCAGUUGUAUAGUGCUGUUUUUUUUUUGUUUUUUGAAAAUUUCGCAUUUUCUUUUUCCGUGAAAGCAACGGG
Messenger RNA from Notodromas monacha, 1437 nucleotides. NCBI's taxonomy places the organism in Eukaryota, Metazoa, Arthropoda, Ostracoda, Podocopida, Cyprididae. The record is from the annotation of a GenBank genome assembly.